Molecule: messenger RNA, 1137 nt
Organism: Synchiropus splendidus (mandarinfish)
Lineage: Eukaryota; Metazoa; Chordata; Actinopteri; Syngnathiformes; Callionymidae
Product: O-acyltransferase like protein-like
Exons: 10
Coding region: 1-1137 (378 amino acids)
Molecular function (GO): acyltransferase activity, transferring groups other than amino-acyl groups
Source: RefSeq, a predicted model, not a curated record
AUGGCAUGCUGCUGCUAUGCUUGUCACGACUUGGCUGUGGUUCCAGACCAAACCAAUGAAAGUCAGCAGGAUACUCUCAGUCAUUGCUUGCAGCAGUUUCUUCAGGCCUUCUCCCUGCAGACAACAACACAGGGAAUCUUUAGCACUCCAGCCUCUGUCAAGGCCUCCUAUCCUUCCUUGAACGGCAUUCGAGCACUUAGCCUUUUAUGGAUCAUUUCAGGACAUGCUUUACGUCUCACUGAAACAAGCCUUGUGGAUAACAGAAGCACCUUGCAAGCAUCUGAGAAAACAAGUCCCCUGCAUGUGUUUACUGACAGCGGGAAUAAGUACCUGGCCGUGGACUCAUUUUUACUACUCGGAGGUUUGCUCAGCGCCAAAAGUCUCCUAAACUCAAUCCAGAGGAAUGAUGACACCAUGAGCCCCAGUCUUGUGGCAGAUUACUACUUCAAGAGGAUCAGAAGGAUACAGCCCCUGCACAUGUUUGUUCUUCUACUCUAUGUAGGCUUCACCUCUGUGUUCAGUGGAGGACCUUAUGGGGAUGUAUUACAACACCAAUGUGGCAAAUACUGGUGGACAAACCUGCUGUUGAUUAACAAUCUAUUUACAAUCCGAUUAUCAUGCCUACCUUGGACAUGGUACCUCUCACUGGACAUGCAGUGCUAUGUUACAACGCCUCUGCUGAUUCUUGCUCACAGAAAGAACAAAGUUGUAUUUGUUAUCUUAGUGGUUGGCUUCCUGAUGAUGACUGUUUUGACUGGAUUUUUCAUCAUGGCAAAUGCAAGAUCAACGGAUGAUUUCUUAUUUUUCUACUACUAUGAUAAACCGUACUCCAGAUGUGGACCCUUUGUGAUAGGAAUUCUGUUCGGAAUGUACUUGAAACUACAGAAGGAAAGCCUUUUAAAGAAAAAGUGGCAAGUGGCUCUUGGAUGGAUGAGCUCGUUGUCAGUCCUGGCGCUGGUGGUGGGACUAGGCUUUUCCUUUUAUCUUGAUCCAGACCGUUCAGCAACAGGCCCAGCCUUUUACCAUGGACUACACAGAAUAUUGUGGGUGACGGCUCUCAGCUGGGUCAUACUGGCCUGCGAGGAGGGCUAUGGAGGUACUUUAUAUGUGUCUCUAUUUCUCACCAGAGACGUGUAG